Messenger RNA from Oryzias melastigma (Indian medaka), 3766 nucleotides. RefSeq names its product SH2B adaptor protein 1 (gene sh2b1). Gene Ontology annotation, molecular function: transmembrane receptor protein tyrosine kinase adaptor activity. Gene Ontology annotation, cellular component: plasma membrane. Gene Ontology annotation, biological process: intracellular signal transduction. NCBI's taxonomy places the organism in Eukaryota, Metazoa, Chordata, Actinopteri, Beloniformes, Adrianichthyidae. The record is from RefSeq and is a predicted model, not a curated record.
UCCGCAGAUCUCGCGAGACCUCGCGGCAGUGCGAGAAGAUCAGGAGCAGAGAAGCUAAAGCGACAUUGAUAUUUAGCAACAACAGCUGCUUUCAUGUCUGCCCGCCGCGCAGGUUGGAGCAGCGCUGAGGUGCGGACGCGCUGCGGGCGCGCGUGACCAGGUGUGGGCUGCGGCGUUCAGGAUGUUUCUCCGUCUCCCCGCCUGCGUGUCAGAGGAUGGAGACGGGACGCUCCUCGUGAAUCAUCAUCGUUUCCUCCUUCAAGUCUGGAGGAUGUAGCAGACGGCUGCUAAGCUCCACCCUCUUCACCCGCCCCCUCGUCUGUGGCUCUUGGUUUCGAUGGGGGUGCCGCUCGACUUGAUGCUCGUUUGUAAAUGAGGCGUUCUGUUUGCCCCGCCCCCUCUGGUGUGAUUGAAGUGGUUUGACGGAUCAGCUGGUCGGCCUCGACAUGAACGGUUCUCUUCUGACCCCCCCCAGCCCCAGGGCUACGAACUCCUCCCCUUUACCGCCCUCGCCCUCCCCGUCCCCACUUUGCUCGCCAUUUCCGGGCGUUCCUCCUGGAGAACCCCCACUACAGCGCCGACUCGGCCGCCGCCUUCUGCCGCCGCUUCACCGACCGCUUUGUGCGCCACUUCCAGAGCGAGCUGGAAGGGGUGGCCCCGCCCAGCCGCAGCGACAUGGUGAGUUGGGCCCCCCCGUCGGACGCCACCUCGCUGGAGGAAGAGGCGGUGUCGCCUCUGUCUGCGGCAGGGGGGGCCGGCCCGCCCCGCGCCUCGUCCCGACCUGAACCGGCCCGGCUGGUUCUGGAGAACCGUGGCGGGGACAAGUUCCAGGACUCUCACGGACAGGCCCUCCCCCCGUCUUCGUCCUCAUCGUGCUGCUCCUCGGUGGGGGGGAACAACGGGCGGCGGGAGGAGAGGGGCGCCGCUUUCAGCCCCGGGAACGGGGAGGCCCCCGAGGAGGAGGAUAGCUGGCCCGGCGUGGCCUCCAUCGGGGAGGAGCCUCCGGAGUCCGGGGAGGUCGAGCCCUUUCCUCUGAACCCCACCUCCUCGGUGACCUCGCCCCCCGGCUCCAAAGACACCCCCAACUCCUCCAAGAACAAACUGAAGAAGCGCUUCUCCUUGCGCAGCGUGGGGCGCAGCGUGCGCGGGAGCGUGCGCGGCAUCCUGCAUUGGAGGAGCUCCUCCAGCGACUCAGGUCAGAACCAGCUGCCCCCCAGCUACAGCUACACCAUGGGGGUGCAGGACGCCGGCCUGGCUCCGCCCAGCAAAAGGACCUCCGCCACGCAGCCCCCCACUCCCACCUCCUCCAUGCCGGUGUCUCUCUCCAUGCCUCUCUCUCUUCCUCACUCCUCCUCAUCCUCACUGCCCCCGUCGUCCUCCAGCAGCGCCACCUCCCUGUCGCUGUCAGAGGCCGCCCGGGACCGCCGGCGGAGCAACGGCGAGGGGGGGGACAAGGACAAGUGGAGCCACCGUCUGGAGAAGCUGCGGUUGUCCCGUUCCCCCCCUCCCGUCCUCCUGCCAGCCCCCGCCGGCUCCAGCUCCGCCUCCAUGCUGCCCCCCAGCAGCGCCGCCGCGGCGGGUCCUCAGAGGAAGGUGGGGCGGCUGAUGCGGGAGGGUGGAGUCAGCGUCAGCUCGUCCAGUGAGGAGCUUGGAGGAAGCCACGCCUUCUCUGGCUUCUCCUUUGGUCUCCUGCACCACGGCGGCGACAGCAACAACGCCGCAACGUCGCCGACCGCCGUUGGCCAGGGGAGUCAGGCACCGCUCCUCGCCAGCGGGGGCAACGUGCCCUGGAGUGGGGGGCGCUGGCAUAAAUGUCGCCUCGUCCUCAGAGCGAGGGACCGGGAGGGCGGAGAGCGGGGAGAGGAGUAUUACCUGGAGUUCUUCAUCCCUCCCAAAUCCUCAAAGCCACGGCUGACCGUCCACUGCUGCGCCAUCACGGAUGUGAGGAGCACCACGGCGCUGGAGGUCCCAGACAAGGAGAACACCUUCCUGCUGCAGCUGGAGGGCUCGACGCAGUACGUGAUUGAAACCAGAGACGCCAUUCAGAUGAGGGCGUGGCUUAGUGACAUCAGGAACGCCAUCUGCCUCAGUGAACAGGAAGACGCAGAGGGGGGUUGCCGGGGGCCGCUGGACAUCAGCGGGACGCCAGAGGUUGGCGAGCGUCUCUCACAAGUCUGUUACGGGGGCAUCGCCGGCUUCCUGCCGCUCAUGGACCCCCUCCCUCCAGAGCUGCCGCCUCGAGCCCCUCUGGACGAACCGGAUGGCAGAAUUCUCGGGGGAGGCGGGGCUAGUCUGGGGACACCUUUUGCAGAGACACCAGACGCCACAGGCUCGUUCCUCUUCUCUGACGUGGCAGUCGCAGAGACGGUGGAGCACCCGCUCAGCGAGUGUCAGUGGUUCCACGGCACGCUGUCACGCCUCAAAGCCGCUCAGCUGGUGCUGGCCGGGGGCCCGGCGAGCCACGGCGUCUUCCUGGUCCGUCAGAGCGAGACGCGGCGCGGGGAGUACGUCCUGACCUUCAACUUCCAGGGCAAGGCCAAGCACCUCCGCCUCUCCCUGAACGAGGACGGCCAGUGCCGCGUGCAGCACCUCUGGUUCCAGUCCAUCUUCGACAUGCUGGAGCACUUCCGGGUGCAUCCCAUCCCGCUGGAGUCGGGGGGCGCCUCUGACGUCACCCUCAUCAGCUUUGUUGGCGCUACCGCUGUUCGCCAGCCAGACUUGACCAGCAGACCCCGUAGCCCCCCCCAGCCUCCUACGCUACCGCCGGGCCGGCCGCCGCCACCGACUCCACCCCAGGAGAGAGGAGAGCUGGAGCCGGCAGGAGGAGCAGCAGCAGGAGGAGCAGGAGGAGCAGUGCCUGCAGGGACAGUAGCAGCUGGAGGAGGAGGAGGAAGUGGAGGCAGCGGAGGAGGAAGUGGGGGAGGGUCGGACGAGUGGGAGGAGAGAGAAAGAGACACUCCCCUCCGCCAGCUAGAAGCUGUGGAGGGGGAGGAGAGAGAGGGAGCGCGGGCUCCUCGAGCCAUUGAUAACCAGUACUCCUUCUUCUGAUGCUGGAGGAGGAGCAGGAGGAGGAGCAGGAGGUGUUUUUGUGUGCAUGAACGGAGCGAGCGUGAGCGUGGAUGAGGCGUCGUUCAUCAUAGCCAUUUAUAACCAGUAUUUUUAUUUGUUAGCACGGUGCAGGAGGAGGUGCAGGAGGAGGUCCAGGAGGAGGUGUAAAGUACUAACACUAAGGCGGAGCAGACGAUGAGCGGCUUCACCACACUAACGAUCGGUACAUUUCUUUGACCUUUUAGCCAGAUAAGCUUGUUUUUGCCGGAGCGCCUCGACGCCGGCUCCUCCUGAGGGGGGGGCGGCGACCCCCAUACCUCACCGCGGUCCGGUCAGGACCGCAGACACGGUCUACAGACAUUUCUGCUGCGCGGGUGGACCCCCACCCCCCAGCAUUAACACGCCACGGCAGCGAGCCCAGCCGCGCUCCCAGAAGUCCGCCUCCCGGAGGCCCGCCUCCCAGAGGUCCGCCUCCUAGAGGCCCGCCUGCUUCAGGAGGGCUCUGGCCGACUCACCUGACGCAGGUGAGGAGCAGACUCCCGGCGACCUUUGCCCCCCCCCAGGAGCGCUGUAACCUCAGCUGAGACCUUCGCUGUCUGGACGCCGUCUGGCGCUCCAGAGCAGACGGUUGUUCUGGACGCCGGUUCGGUGGGGGGGUUACCUCGGCGUGGACACGGAGUGGCGUUCUCCCUUAGAAGGUUCUGGAUGGUCGUGUGGA